AAUCCAGCUUUCGUUCAAAGAUUCUCCAAACUAAGAAUAAAUAAGUAAAUUUAAAAGUUGCAUUACCUUUGUAAUGUUUAUUUUUAAUUUUGAUUGAUUCUUUUAUUAAUAUAUAAAACAAGAAGGGUGUUGGGGAGAGAGAGGGGAAAAAACCCGAGUUAUUCCGAGAACUUCCGACACAAACGGCGAAAAAUACCGAGUGAUGUUUCAACUAUCGAUGUCGUCGUCGUUGCUGAAUGGUCUAACCAUGAUGUGAAAGGCUGAAAAUAACAAUUUAUCUUUCCGAGACCUUGAGCCACGACUGAAGUCAGCUGAGAUCUAGGAUAUGUAUAACACUGUUCAGUCCUCUGCACGGCGACAGAAAGGACCUAUGUUUUUUGACAGUUCUACAUCUAAGACACUGUCAAUAGAAAUGGAAAGCCAGCUUGAGAGACAGAAAAAAGAAGAGAUGAUCCUGCUCGGUUUUAACCUCUCUAAUGUGUCUCGGUCAACACAGUUCAUUCUUCUCACCGUGGCAACAUUCUUCUUUUAUCUUAUUUAUGGAUACAUGCAGGAAUUAAUAUUUCGCCUUGAAGGAUUCCGUCCAUUCGGCUGGUACCUAACUCUGGUUCAGUUUGCCUGCUACACAGUGUUUGGUGUCACAGAGCUGCACUUCAAAGAAGACAGAACAAGAAAAAUACCAUUAAAAUCAUAUGGGGUGUUGGCAUUUCUCACUGUUGCGACGAUGGGCUUGUCAAACACUUCAGUAGGAUACCUCAAUUAUCCAACACAGGUCAUCUUUAAAUGCUGUAAACUUAUUCCAGUUCUUAUUGGAGGAAUACUUAUACAAGGGAAGAAGUUCAGCAUGAUAGACAUUGCUGCUUGUGUUUGUAUGAGUCUUGGCCUCAUACUGUUUACUUUAGCUGACAGCACAGUGUCGCCUAACUUCAACCUUUACGGAGUCAUUCUCAUACUACUUGCCCUCUGUGCUGAUGGAGCUAUUGGAAAUGUUCAGGAAAAAACACUAAAGCAGUUUGGAGCAACAAAUUCAGAAAUGGUGCUGUAUUCUUAUGGUAUAGGUUUUCUUUAUAUUCUAGUUGGGAUGUUCGUCAUGGGUGACAUUGUAUCAGCAUUUCAGUUUUGUAGGGAUCAUGUUGUAGAGACAUAUGGCUAUGCUGUGAUAUUUUCCAUCACUGGUUACAUCGGUGUGAAUAUCGUCCUCACUCUGGUGAAGACGUUUGGAGCUCUCGUGGCUGUAACAGUAACUACUUGCAGAAAAGCUGUUACAAUUAUUCUUUCUUUCAUGUUUUUUGCCAAGCCAUUUACAUUACAAUAUUUGUGGUCUGCAUUGGUCGUUGUGCUGGGAAUAUAUCUGAACCUGUACAGCAAAAACAAGGCUGACUGGGACAACAAAAUGAAGAACUUGUUAGCAAGGACGAGAUUCAAGCCCAAGAUUCUAUCUCCAGAAAAUAUUGUUUGAAUGAUGUGUAGUGGUCAUUAUAAAAAGGAGGAAUUUGCAUCUCUUUCUCUGAGUGGUAAAGUGCUCGCCUGAUGUGUGGUCGGUCUGGGAUCGAUCCCCAUCAGUGGCGUGGACCCAAUGUGGCCUGUUUCUUGUUCCAGCCAAUGCACCACAACUUGUAUAUCAAAGGCUGUGGUAUGUGCUAUCCUGUCUGUGGGAUGAUGCAUAUAAAAGAUUCCUUGCUACUAAUGGAAAAAUAUAGUGGGUUUCCUAUCCUAGACUAUGUCAAUAUUAACAAAUGUCUGACAUGCAAUAGCCGAUGAUUAAUAAAUCAUUGUGCUCUAGUGUUGUCAUUAAACAAAACAACUUUAACUUUUUUACUCACUCUCUGUUUUGGGGUGGGUUUUUUCUGAAGUAACAGACAUGACAGUGGGGGCUCAUUUUGUUAGGUCAGGUCAGGUCAGUGUUUAAUGUGCACAUUCAGAACAAGCUGUUGUAGCGCAUGCCUGUCCAGGACAGGUCAUUUUGUUCAGGUCUUUUCUAUUUAUAUACAGUAGAUUCUAUGUAAUCUGAAUUUUUGGUGGAAACUGUCAUGACAAUAACUUGGCUGACAUAUUCAGUUGAACAUUGUGUACAUACCAGCUAAUUUUUUCAGUACCACCUUUAAUCCAGUUAAACCUUCCAACUACUGGAUUAAUUUUUGACAAACAUCACACUGAGUGGGUACAAGUGUAUAACUUCUACUCACAUUUUUUCACUUAAAUUUUUAUGAGUACAUAAAAUAAUGUUUAUACGUGAAAGAGCAAGUAUUAUUUUCGAAGGCUUUCUAAAACUUUUUUUUUUAAAGUAGUUAAUGUUGUUUAAAAUUACGCAAAAAAUCAAUAACACACAUUUGUGGCCAUUAUUCCCAUCACUUUGUUUUAUUGUCCACAGUUUUGUUUGGAAAUGAACUCAUAUCCCAAUAUUUUUUAUUUUUGGUUAUUGAUAUAACAGUCAAAUUUAUGAUCAAAUUAGCCGUCACAAUCGGCUAUCAAAAAAAAGUAAAGUUUGUUUUAUUUAACGACGCCUCUAGAGCACAUUGAUUCUGACAUAUUUCUUUAAAGGAAACCCGCUGUCGCCACAUAGAGUACUCUUUCCGAUAAACAGCAAGGGGUCUUUUAUAUGCACUUUCCCACAGACAGGACAGCACAUACGACAGCCUUUGAUGAACCAGUUGUGGGCCACUGGUUGGAACGGAAAAUAGCCCAAACUGCAACUCAAUCAGCUAUCAAUUCCUCAAAAUGACUGCGACUUUCCACCAUUGUUGUCAAGCAUAAAAUACUCUCCAAAACCCAGGCAUUUCUCACAGAAAAACAAAAACGUAAAGCAGCCAAUUUUGUCUCGAUCAAAGUUAUUUCCUGUUUUAUUAUUUCCGACCAUUUACAUGUGCAAAGGGGCAGGAAAUAUGAAUUAGUGAAGGCACUGCAUACCGUAUACAGUUUAUCUCGCCUGCAGUAGUCAGAAGGUUUAGACAGAGUCCACUGUAUUGUAUUGACAGACUUGCUGAAGUGUCGUAAACAUUGCUACAAGCCACUGCAGGAGACUAGUGCUUUUUGGUUUUUCUUCCGCCACUCUGUGACCAAUUUGUAAACAUCUCUUUUUUGUGGAUUAAACUUAUGAACAAGGCUCUGAUUUGUGAGGUGAUUUCAACGUUGGCAUAAUUGGUGAAAUUGGGAACAUUAUUUUUCAUAUUUUUGUAUUGAAAAAAUAUUAAUCAUUGAUGUUAUUGGCAAAUUUGUUGGUUAUAAAUAUGAUAUAAUCAAAUGUGAGUACUAAAUAUGACAUAAUCAGUUUUUGGAACUGAAUAUGACAUGUUAAAUUUUGGUACACAUUCAAAAUGUCAAUUUAUGAAUGACUGUUUCUAGUAUUAAAAGUAAUAUGCUAUUUCAAUACCAUGCUUUAUUGCAGCUUUGGGAAGAAAUCGUUCAGAUGUUAAAGAAUUAUAUCAUUUAUAUAUUGGCCAUAGAUAACAUCUUUGAGUGGAUGUGGAUUUCAUGGGUAGUGUUGUAAUAUUGGUGCCAUACAAAUGGAUGUACAUGAACAAAAGCUAGUGUACUGGAAUUUUCUUUUAACGAAAAUCUCCCUACUUGUUUUGGUAUUUAUUUAACAUGUCUGGAAAUUUCAUGUAGAAUAAUAAUAUUGCUGAGGCAUUCAGGGAAAUUUUUACUAACAAUUAUAACUUACAGUGUAUCAUAUAAAUUGGGUUAUUUUUUAGAUGGAUAUUGGGUUAAAAAAUGGACAUUGGGGAAGCAUUUUAAUCUAAUUUUGUUGUCUCUUAUUUGUUGGGUAGUACUUAUUUAAUACAAUCUUUGCAUCUGUUUUAUAUUGUUUUAUUGUGUGUAUUUGUUACAUGGAAGUUUUUACAAGGUGUUUAUAAAACAUAAAACUAUUUAUAAUUAAACACAAAUUUGGAAA
Messenger RNA from Gigantopelta aegis, 3892 nucleotides. Its product is annotated as adenosine 3'-phospho 5'-phosphosulfate transporter 2-like. Bases 326 to 1459 code for a protein of 377 amino acids. Gene Ontology annotation, cellular component: endoplasmic reticulum membrane; Golgi membrane. NCBI's taxonomy places the organism in Eukaryota, Metazoa, Mollusca, Gastropoda, Neomphalida, Peltospiridae. Gene Ontology annotation, biological process: transmembrane transport. The record is from RefSeq and is a predicted model, not a curated record. Gene Ontology annotation, molecular function: 3'-phosphoadenosine 5'-phosphosulfate transmembrane transporter activity. The transcript has 10 exons.